AUGUCUAACCAGGAGGUCAUUGUCUCAGCCCCCGUCCCCAGCGAGGACGCUGUCGCCCGCAAGUAUCAAAAACGUCAUUCGCGUCAUGGCGCGGCAUGUCGACCGUUCGCGAUCCCUAUGAGUCUUCGGAGAGACUAUGGAGAGUACUCCGAGGAUGGAAGUGACAAGAGUCUGCCUGGAGGGCCGAAUCUGGAGAGAUCUCAGAAUGGUGGAAGAGCUGUCUCACGUCUUCCCUGUGGUCUCCUGCACGUCUGCUUGGAAACUUGGGACUCAAAGGGUUGCGAACGGUGCUGUGCAGAGACGAGGAUAGCGCAGAUGGUCAAGGGGUCCUUCCUUGCCGACCUCAUCGUUGACGCUGGUAUCGGAUUCGGAGCUGGUGUUAUCGCCUCCGUCAUCCUGUUCCGUCGCCGCGCCUGGCCCAUCGCCCUCGGCACUGGUUUCGGUGCCGGUGUUGCUUACUCGAACUGCAACUUCCGCCUCAACCCCUACGUCCUCCCAGGCACCAAGGUUGUUGUUACGGAGACCAAGCAGUAG
Messenger RNA from Trichosporon asahii var. asahii CBS 2479, 534 nucleotides. RefSeq lists its product as uncharacterized. Gene Ontology annotation, cellular component: mitochondrial inner membrane; mitochondrion; MICOS complex. The record is from RefSeq and is a predicted model, not a curated record. NCBI's taxonomy places the organism in Eukaryota, Fungi, Basidiomycota, Tremellomycetes, Trichosporonales, Trichosporonaceae. The coding region runs from base 1 to 534 and encodes 177 amino acids. The transcript is spliced from 5 exons.